UUUGAUACAGUGAAGAUGAUUUUUCUGGUGUUAUUGCUGUUGGGAUCUUCAGCUAAGGGGCAGCAGCCGCCGCCGCCAUGUGGCAGUACGCCUAUUGUUCAGUCGCGAGUUAUUGGAGGACAAGAUGCGAAACCUGGGGCUUGGCCAUGGCAGAUAGCUCUGAAGCGCAAUGGAAGGUUCAUCUGCGGAGGAUCACUGAUUUCUGAUAUAUGGGUGAUUACAGCUGCCCAUUGCAUAGCAGGGAGUUCAAACCCUGCUUCAUACAAAGUUGUUGUCGGCGAUCACAAUCGAAACAUAGACGAAGGAACAGAGGAAGAGGUUGGGGCUCGAAGAGUAAUUGGCCACCCAUCAUACAACAGACCCAGCCGAAUCAACAAUGAUAUAGCUUUGAUUCAACUGUCCACACCAGUGAAGCUUUCUCAGAGGGUGAAUCCCAUUUGCUUGCCAUCGCACGACUCAGAUGUACCAACUGGAUCAAAAUGUUACAUCACAGGUUGGGGAAAAAUCAAACAUCCAGGAAGUUCGUAUCACAUCUUACAGCAGGCCAUGAUGCCAGUGAUCGACAACGCAAAAUGCAAACAAAAGAUCAGCCAAUCCGGAGUGACAAUACCUUUUACUCCCCAAAUGCUUUGCGCUGGCGUCGAGAACACCAUUCUGAGUGGUUGUCAUGGUGACAGUGGAGGUCCUUAUGUGUGUCUAAACUCAGACAUGAAAACUUACACCCUGCAUGGUGCUGUCAGUUGGGGAUCUGGACAAUGUAAUGCCAGGCAAAUCUUCACUGUGUUUGCCCGAGUGACAAAAUUCCGAGCUUGGAUCAAACAGCACACUAAUUUAGAUGGUGGGGGAGGAGGAGGAGUUGGAACACCACCGCCGCCAGCAACCCCGCCGGUUCCAACAACCCCUGGGAACAUUGAGUUCUCGUGCAACUUUGAUGAUGGAGGUUUGUGUGGAUUUUCUCAACCAACAAAUGACAAGUUUGACUGGACUGUUUGA
This is a messenger RNA of Stylophora pistillata, 993 nucleotides long. Its product is annotated as transmembrane protease serine 9. Gene Ontology annotation, biological process: proteolysis. The record is from RefSeq and is a predicted model, not a curated record. Gene Ontology annotation, cellular component: membrane. Lineage: Eukaryota; Metazoa; Cnidaria; Anthozoa; Scleractinia; Pocilloporidae. Gene Ontology annotation, molecular function: serine-type endopeptidase activity.